Molecule: messenger RNA, 1401 nt
Organism: Colletotrichum spaethianum
Lineage: Eukaryota; Fungi; Ascomycota; Sordariomycetes; Glomerellales; Glomerellaceae
Product: cytochrome P450 monooxygenase lolP1
Exons: 5
Coding region: 1-1401 (466 amino acids)
Molecular function (GO): heme binding; oxidoreductase activity, acting on paired donors, with incorporation or reduction of molecular oxygen; monooxygenase activity
Source: RefSeq, a predicted model, not a curated record
AUGGCUGCAUUCUUCGUCUUCGCCAUCGCGGUAGUUGUCGGCCUCCUGGUCCGAGAGCUGUACUCAUGGUAUCGCCUUUCACACGUCCCAGGUCCUUUUUGGCAUGGAAUCACAGGCUUCUCGAUGGCGCGUGCCGCGCUAAAUGGAUCAGUCCACGAAUACUACAUGGAGCUUCAUGAGAAAUACGGCCCUUUGGUUCGUAUCGGGCCUAAUACUGUCAUGUUCAGCGACGGCGACACCCUCAGAAAAAUUGCGGGCGCUCGGAGUAAAUACGUCAAGGGUGAGUGGUACGCGGUUGGGAGGACGACGCCAGGUGAAGACCACCUGUUUUCGAUGCGCGACGAAGAAAAGCGCAAAUAUCUGAAAAGCAAAAUGGGGCCUGGUUACGCCGGUCUCGAAAAUGGCGGCUUCGAAGCUGGCAUUGAUAAGAACAUCACCGCUUUCGUUGACCUGAUUGACCGAAAGUACAUUUCAAAUGCCAAGGAGUUCAGACCCAUGGACAUGGCAAGCAAGUCAACUUACUUCGCAUUGGAUGUAAUCAGCGAGCUUGGGUUCGGCACACCGUACGGGUUUCUCAAGGAAGACCGGGACCUGUACCAGUACGUCAGCACAAAGGACGCCUUCUUCCCAGUCAUGAUUACGAUGGGCAAUGUGCCUUGGUUAGCAACACUCAUGCAUAGCUGGCCCCUUAAUCUGGGCCUACCGAAGUCCGGGGAUUCCGCCGGGUUUGGGGCACUUAUGGGCUUUGCCAAAACGUUUGUGGAUGGAAGAUUGGCUCCAGAUACGAAGCCCGGGAGAGAUAUGAUACAGUCUUUCAUCAACGCUGGCCUGACGCGCAAAGAGUUGACCCAAGAAGUUUAUGUGGAAACAAUUGCCGGAUCUGACACUACCGCGACUGCCAUCCGCAUGAUCCUGCUUUCUCUUCUUUCCAACCCGUCGGCUUUUGCCGCCCUUCGCGCAGAAAUCGACACCGCCAUCUCCAAGAGAAUGAUCAGCUCGCCAAUCAAGGACUCGGAAGCAAGAUUCAUGCCAUAUCUGCAAGCUGUGAUACGCGAAGGACUCCGCCUUUACCCUCCAUCCACUGGUAUUGUAAGCAAAGAAGUUCCGGUUGGAGGAGACGUUGUUCACGGGUACCGAUUGCCCGGCGGGACCCAGCUAGGAGAAAACAUCUGUAGCAUCGGCCGAUCCAAAGAUGUUUUUGGACCUGACGCUCAUCUUUUCAGACCAGAAAGGUGGACUGAGGCCGCAAUGGACGAUGAUGAAGAGAAGUACAGAGCGAUGAUGUCGACGGCUGAUCUCGUGUUUGGAUAUGGAAAGUUUUACUGCAUGGGGAGGAACAUCGCACUGAUGGAGUUGAAUAAAAUUUUUGUCGAGGUACGCGGGAAGAUCAUCGUAUUAUAA